AUGAAAGCCAAAUUAAAGAAGGCUCUUGCUGCAGCAAAGUUAAGUGCUCUUGUUAAGCCAGCGGAAACACGAUGGGGCACUCUAAUUGGUUGCUUCAAAUCACUGAAAGCUGCUGACAGCAUCUUGAAUGCUCUGGUGUCCGAGAGGGACUUUGUAAACAAAGGAACUACAAAGCAAAAGGAGAAGCGUGUUGAAAUCCUAACUGAUCCUGAUUUUGUCAGCAAACUUGAUGAAAGCAUCAAGAUUCUGGCACCAAUCGAGAAAUAUAUCAAGAUUUUCCAAAGUGACUCAGUCCCUUGUUCUGAUGUCUACCAAGCCUUCCUGGAUUUGGAAAAGCAGAUGAAAAAUCUUCCAAAUGUCAACGAAGAUAAGUGUGUUUUCUUUGGCUGCCAUCUUCAGCUGCAUCAGAGCGGAACUUUUCAACUUGUGCAUUCGUACAUUCAAAGUUGA
Molecule: messenger RNA, 450 nt
Organism: Paramuricea clavata
Lineage: Eukaryota; Metazoa; Cnidaria; Anthozoa; Malacalcyonacea; Plexauridae
Source: the annotation of a GenBank genome assembly